Molecule: messenger RNA, 2624 nt
Organism: Rosa chinensis
Lineage: Eukaryota; Viridiplantae; Streptophyta; Magnoliopsida; Rosales; Rosaceae
Exons: 3
Coding region: 1369-2352 (327 amino acids)
Source: RefSeq, a predicted model, not a curated record
UUUGCAUAGGCAGUGAUAAAGAUAAAAAAGACCAAGGAACAUGUCUCUAGUUGAGGCUAGUUCGUCGUAAUAUUCUCAUCCCUAAAGAGAGAGGAAUUCAAACAUCUAUAGCUUCUUCAAGAAGGCUAUUUCUUUUUACGUGAGGGUACCUUGCAUCUAUGUUUGGUAAGGUUUUGCAUGGAGAUUGGUAGGCUGAUACCUGCUGAAACAAUUCGUUAAUUGGACUGAGCUUCAGUGGAGCCCGAGCUCAGGCCAGAAGCACCGGCACUGAUUUUUGCGGACGGUUGAUUGUUCAAUCGACAAAUGUAGGAUCGGAGUUUAAGAAAGUGUCCGUAACAUACAUGUUUUGGAAUUCCAACAGCUUUACAACCAUAGAACUUGGAUGUUCCAUUGAUGUUUCCAUCUUUUGAACUUCUCUCAGGACUUUCCUAGGUCACACUGGAUAUUAUAUAUCACUUGUAUACAUAUAGUUCAAUUAACAUUCCAAACCUCAAUAGCUAAGGUAUACUCCAAUUAUUCGUCACUCUCUCCUUGCGAUGAUAAAACAGGUUGAUCAACUCCUAAAACAACUUCAAGUACCCUUUCAUGUACCAAUCCCCUUUGGUUAAUCUUCAUUCAUGAAUCAGAAUAAUUUAAUCUUAUUGACAUCGGACUACUACAUUGAACAUGGAUGGUUCUCCAUUAGGCAUUAAUGUCAGGGGAAAACUACAAGACAUGAAGGAAAAAAAAAAGAGUUAAUGGUGUAGAGGCCAAGUGUUAAGUGGAGAGAUAUAGCUUCUUGGGGAAGGACUGUAAACUUGGUUCAACUCCGUCCUUUCAAUACAUAGUUUUAAACCUGCGGUCUUGAUCAACUUUUACCAUAAGGCGAAUACCUGCUGUAACAAAGCUUCUGUUGCACAUAGAGCUUCAGUGGAGAGAACCUUGAAAUCAGGUUGAGGAGGAAGAAGAAGAAGAGACAGAGACAGUCCACACCCAAAGUUGGGGUUUUGAAAAGCAUGCUCAAUGGACUCUAUGAGAAAAGUGUGGAAGUACCUAGAGGAGCAUUUUGACACGAACUUGAAUGAGUUACAGACCAGACUCCAAGAGCUUCAGAUCCGCGAGGAGGAAAUUAGUAACCGAGAAAAGCGAUUGGAAGACAGAGAGUCCGAGUUGGAAUGUCUUGAUAAGCUGAUUGAAUAUAAGGGAGAGGAAUAUGAUGCAAUGGAGGAGGCAAUAACAGAGAAAGAGUUAUAGGUUGAACAAGUGAAGACCGAGUUGCAAUCCAUUAGUUUAUUGGUUGAAGAAAAAAGCCAAGAGCUUGAUAGUAAAGAGAAGUGGGUUUUGGAGGUUGAGGAGUUGCUUAGGAAAAAGGAUAAGGAGUGUGCUUUGAUGCAAAACCGUAUCGAAGAGGGAAGGAAUAAUUUGAUUAGGGUUGAGAAAAGUAUUAGGGAAAUGGAUAUCAAAGUGAAGACUUCUAUGGAGUAUUGGUCCGGUAAGGUUGAUUUAAAAGAGAGGCAAAUUGAAGGACUGCUCAUGCCAAAUUUGGAACAACUUCUUCUUGCUUAUAACAUGAUCAAAGAAUACUUCAAAGAAGUUGAAAGGAAAGAGAGGGGACUGAAACAACAGGCCAAAGACCUUGAAUCAAAAGAGAGAGAAGUUGCUUUGAAAGUUGAUGAACUUAAGCUGACUGAAACAAGGGUUAAAAAACGCCUCAAUAAUGUUCAGUUGAAAGAAAAGCAUUUUGGUUCACUGGAAAAGUCAUUAAAAGCAGACAAACAGCAUUUGGGUUCACUCCUAAAGUCCACAGAAGAGUGCAAAAAGGAUUUGGCUUCAAUAUCCCAUCAACUUCAGAUGAAAGAAAGGGAGCUUGCACAGCAGGCCAAAGAGCUUGAAUUGAAGCAGAAACAAUUUUCUUCUCAAGCGAAAACUAAGCAUUUGGAACCUGCCCCUGCUGAUAACAAUGCCACUGUUCCUUCAUCUACAAUUGAUCAUUCCUGCAUCAAUAUAGAUGUGACGUCCAACAAAGAGGAACCAGAAUCUUCACCGACUAGAAAUGCAGCAAAUCUUCAACCAAAUACCACCAGAGAUGACAGGAAUGUGCCAGGGUUGCUAAAUGAGAAUUUUAGUUGUAAUCAUUCAGUACAGAGUGACUUGGCUGCUUAUCUUCAGUCAGUACCAGACCCAGCUAAAGUUGUGUUGAACAGCAUGCGAAAUUCUAUUAGGCCAUACUUGAGGAAGGGAUAUUUUGAAGAAAGUGUAAUGUCACGAAACAUUUCCUUAUUGAAGGAGCUAAUGAUUGUUUCACCGCAUGUUGGAUCCCAUAUGAAAGAAAAUGCAAGAUAUCUAGCAACCCAGUGGAAAAUAAAGAUGUGAGGCAACACUAAGAAUUCAGUGGAGAGUUUGGCAUAUUUUCUGUUUAUAACUAUGUAUGAGUUGGAUUUUAUGUUGAAUGGAGAUGAGAUUGUAAAGCUUCUUCUGGUGAUUUCUCAGACAAUUACGGCUCUAGAAUUAUGUCACACAUGGUUUUGCAGCUAAGAUGAUAGGCAAGUUUCUUGAAAAUUAAAACUAUCCUCCUGUGUUCCAUGUUGACCAUCAAUUAUUUAUUUCUUGUUAUGCUUUUGAUUUUUUUUUGUAGGUUUGCUAGC